Messenger RNA from Metarhizium brunneum ARSEF 3297, 1023 nucleotides. It is a transcript of the gene CTB6, whose product is annotated as Ketoreductase CTB6. Gene Ontology annotation, molecular function: oxidoreductase activity, acting on the CH-OH group of donors, NAD or NADP as acceptor. Lineage: Eukaryota; Fungi; Ascomycota; Sordariomycetes; Hypocreales; Clavicipitaceae. The record is from RefSeq and is a predicted model, not a curated record.
AUGACUGGAGAUAUCGUCCUGUUGACCGGCGCCACCGGCAUGAUCGGCUUCAAAACCCUCGUCGAGCUCCUCGAAAACGGGUACACGGUUCGCGCGGCCGUCCGCAACCAGGCCGGCUUCGACAGGAUCUCCUCCCUGCCCUCUCUGCAAAAGUACAAGCCCCCACAACUCACCAGCUUCAUCGUCCCCGACAUCACCGUCCCCGGGGCCUACGACGAAGCCGUCAAGGGAGCAAAGUACAUUGUGCACGUCGCGUCUCCGAUACCAGACAACAGCGGACAAGACCAUGAAACCUCCCUCAUCCGGCCCGCCAUCCAGGGCACCGUGGGAAUACUCGAGUCCGCGCUCAAGGCGACAGGGAUCAAACGGGUGGUAAUCACAGCCAGCGUGGCAUCGAUUGCGAGCAGCGCCCGAAUGGCAACCGGCGAGGUCAUCAACGAAAAUACCCUCGACGUUGAGACGCAGCCUCCAUUCGCAGACGACUUGGCCGCCUACGCCGCCUCCAAGGCCCUCGCGUACCAGGCCACCAGGGACUUUGUAUCCGCGCACAAGCCGCCCUUUGACGUGAUCAACAUCAUGCCCGUGUUCGUGUUUGGCCGCGACGAGACCGUCACGGAAGCGGGCUCCAUUGCCAAGGGGACCAACGGCAUCCUCAUCGGCCCUCUUCUCGGCCACGCGGGCGGAUACCCCCUUCGCGGGGCGAGCGUGCACGUCGACGACGUUGCGAGGAUACAUGUGCUCGCGCUGGAUCCCAAAGUCCCGGGGAACCAGGACUUCCUGGCUGCCGCGGCGGAGGCCGGGGGCGUCGACUCUGCCCGGUCGUUUGAGAUUGUCAAGAGGCGGUACCCGGGGGAGUAUGCGGACGGCGUGUUCAAGUUUGACGGCGGCGCGGAGCCGUCUGCCACGGGGGCCAGGGUGGACGGCACAAAGGCUACUAGGGUCCUGGGGGUUCAGUACAAGACGUUUGAGGAGCAGGUUGUUUCUGUUGUGGAUCACUUUUUGGAGCUCACUGGCAGAAAGUAA